This is a messenger RNA of Gloeophyllum trabeum ATCC 11539, 1353 nucleotides long. RefSeq lists its product as uncharacterized. The transcript is spliced from 3 exons. Gene Ontology annotation, cellular component: nucleus. Bases 1 to 1353 code for a protein of 450 amino acids. The record is from RefSeq and is a predicted model, not a curated record. NCBI's taxonomy places the organism in Eukaryota, Fungi, Basidiomycota, Agaricomycetes, Gloeophyllales, Gloeophyllaceae.
AUGCCACCGACGCUGUCCCCCUCGCACGCACACCACUACGCCACUCAAUAUAUUCCGCGCACUCCCCAUGACGAGACUUACCAAAUCCCAGCCAGCCUCAGCUUCUUGAAUGGAUCGUCCCAGCUGGCGGAUCACGAGUUCGUCUUGUCAGCCCCGCCAGUGCCGUCCAACUUUGAUUCCGCAGGAGCGUACCUUGCCAAUCAGGCCAGCUCCUAUGCUUAUUCGGACAGCGAGACAACAGCUUGGAACGAUCCACGUUCCGCGGGCGUCGGCACUAGCGAUAGAAUUUUCUCCUGGAAUACCCAGAUCCAGUCGAAUCUGCAUAAAGCCUCUGUGACUUCACCUCCGUCUUCAUCAGAAAUCCCUCUUUUCAGCGCGAUGGCAAUCCCACUCAGAAGUCGCCCUAGGUCACCCUCCGUCCCGAGCGUCCCCGCUGCACUGCCCAGACGACCGCUGCCUCUCCCUCCAGCAGCAUUUGUGGCGCCAGCAGGGUCGACGUCGACCGCUGUGCACGACACGAGGUAUACUGGAGGAAUUCCGCAACAGGAUUCCCCAGCGCAGACUGCUCUCCCGCGCCCAGAGGCUAGGCAGACUGAAUCCGCCUGCAGUCAUAACUCAGGCUCAAGCGGCAAAGUGAAGGAGAAAAAGCACGGCUGCUGGAUGUGCCACAAGACCUUUGACAGGCCCAGCACUCUUCGCAAGCACCUCCUGGUCCACACGGGCGAGAAAGCACACGCCUGCAACAUCUGUGGUCGUCGCUUCGGCGUGUUAUCCAACCUCAACCGGCACGUCCGCCGCUGCGCCCAGAAGCCAGUGAAUAAGGGAUCCUCCUCGGGUUCCGCGUCUGAUCCACACUCGCCCGCCGCUGACAUCACUGCGGACAGCGCCUCGGGCACGACUGCGCCAGCGCAAUCGGUGCCACCGAGUGUUUCAGCACCACGGCAUCGUAUAUAUACCUCCGCGGAGCGGUCCACGGCUUCUGCAGAGACUACCCCACAACCUACCUCUCGCAAGAGAGAUUCCAGUAGAAGCACCAGCCAAGUCGACCCAUUGUCCAUGGCCAUCGAGAGCCGAACCAAGAGGCGCAGACGCGCUCCGUCGCCCUCCCGCUGGAUACCUCCCUCUCUCAGCAAUUUCAACCUCAGUCAUUAUCCGAAGUCGUUGCCGGUGCCGUUGCCGCCUGUGGCCGAGGGAUUCUACAAUGGUGUCUGGGAGGAGAGGAAUUCGUACGACGAGAACACCGAUGCAGCGCCCUACCAUCCGAAGGGAUGGUCCGGCAAGUUGCCCGGUCCCGGCUUGGUUGGGAAGGACGUCUCCAAUACUAGUGCCCUGGGUAAGGUCUUGGUAUUCUGA